This is a messenger RNA of Microthlaspi erraticum, 633 nucleotides long. Lineage: Eukaryota; Viridiplantae; Streptophyta; Magnoliopsida; Brassicales; Brassicaceae. The record is from the annotation of a GenBank genome assembly.
AUGGGAAGCUUUCAUCGCCGGACUUUUUCUUACGAUAAACUUCCGACAGAACCCAUUAGGCUCUCGGUUCGCAAACUAGAUGGCUCUUCUUUCGAUGUUUGCGUGUUGAGCUCGGCUACCGUUGGGGAUCUCAAGCUUGCCAUAGAGACUGCCUUCAGCCACGUCCCCAAGAAGGGACCCUCCAAGAUCUCAUGGCCACAUGUGUGGGGGCAUUUUUGCUUGUGUUUUGGGGGUCAGAAGUUAGUCAUGGAUACGGAGGGCAUCGGAAUUUAUGGGAUGAAGGACGGUGAUGAGGUUAGGUUCAACAACCAUGUGUCGGGAAAUGCGAUAUUGAGCAAGGGAUAUUCUAGAAAAUCCAAACAAAAGAAUUCUCUGAUAGUGACAAAGGAGGAAGAUGAGGAAGUGAAUAGAAUAGUGGAGCUUGAUCACGACUCUUGGGAUGAUCUCGAGAAAGGAAGCUUAGUGAGGUACGGUCCGUACGGAGAUAAUGACUUAGAAGCUUCCCUAGGUGAAAGCAGAACUUGUCUAUCCACAGUCCCAGGUUGCUGUUUUGUUUUGGGUUUAAAGGAGCUCUUGGGGUUUGGUAAUGACCGAGGAUAUUACUCUUUGAGGGAUACGUGGAGAGACGAUUGA